Molecule: messenger RNA, 480 nt
Organism: Penicillium antarcticum
Lineage: Eukaryota; Fungi; Ascomycota; Eurotiomycetes; Eurotiales; Aspergillaceae
Exons: 2
Coding region: 1-480 (159 amino acids)
Source: RefSeq, a predicted model, not a curated record
AUGGUCAAGCUCGUGGGCGUAGAUUUAGAUGUCCCCAUUGGAGUCAUCGCCCCUUACCGAUCAAAUCAUCCCAUUAUAAGAAAGAUCCCACCCAAGACGUUAGAACAGUGUGUUGCUAAGGGAACAAUCGCAAUGUUGUUCAAUGGUGGUGCAUUGCAGGAAGAAUUAUCCCGACUGGCUCCAAUAGAGGAACUCCCUCCGAUAGGUUCUUCGGCAAACAUCACGGAGAAGGGAACAAAGUCUGAAAUCGAGAACAUUGAACCUCAGGUUUUGAAGCGGGCGGACAGUAUUAUUGACUACCGAAAGCAAAAGUUCCACCACCCUCGACUUUCAUCAACCAUGAUUGGUCUCAAAAUUUGCACAAUUUUGAGAUACGGUGCUUGUUAUUAUGUGCUACACGAUGCGCUACGGCGAUUUUAUGGAUCAAAAUACCCGAUGAUCCUGGAAAGCCAGGUCGAGAAGACAGAUACUGUCAACUAA